Ylistrum balloti is the source of this 2155-nucleotide messenger RNA. Its product is annotated as serine/threonine-protein kinase RIO1-like. Gene Ontology annotation, cellular component: preribosome, small subunit precursor; cytosol. The transcript is spliced from 16 exons. Gene Ontology annotation, biological process: maturation of SSU-rRNA. The coding region runs from base 77 to 1834 and encodes 585 amino acids. The record is from RefSeq and is a predicted model, not a curated record. Gene Ontology annotation, molecular function: protein serine/threonine kinase activity; ATP binding. Lineage: Eukaryota; Metazoa; Mollusca; Bivalvia; Pectinida; Pectinidae.
UGACAUAUUGCAAUCAUUUUAGAAAUACGUUUUUUGAGGACGAUAUGUAGAGUUUUCACGGAUCUUUACAACCAAAAUGGAUUACAUAGAAGAUGGACAAUUUGAAGAUGCAGUGGAAGAGUCAGAAACCGGGCCUUUUGGAGACAACCAUCAACAGACCAUAAAAUAUGAUGCCAAUCUGGAAAGAAAAGUAAGUGCGCUCGAUCUGCAUGAAAACAAUUCAACAAACAAUACAGGAGAUGAUGGGUAUUGGGAAGAAGAGGAUGAGGAUGAUGAUGAUAAUGAUAAUUAUGAUUGGGAUGGAAUGACUGGAGACUUUACCAAAAAAUACAAUGCUGUCACAUCUCACAGCCAACAGCCUAAUUCACAUCGACAACCAAACCAGAAUCCCACAAAAGUGACAAAGCAUUUUCAACCAACUGAUAAAACCAUGCGAAGAUUUGUAGAUAAGAUCAAUGUUGAACAGUACUCAGGCCCUAAAUUGACCAGUUCAGCGAUGUCAGGACUGAUGAAUGCUGGCAAGAAAAUGAACAAUGACAGGUGUCAGCGUAAGGAUAAGGCAGAUCGAGCUACAGCAGAACAGGUGAUGGACCCACGUACACGUAUGAUACUAUUUAAGAUGUUGAGUAAAGGCAUUAUUACUGAAAUCAACGGCUGUAUUAGUACAGGAAAAGAAGCAAACGUGUAUCACGCAACAGCUAAAGACGGCUCUGACCGUGCUGUCAAGGUGUAUAAGACAUCCAUUCUGGUGUUCAAGGACCGUGACAAAUACGUGUCGGGAGAAUUCAGAUUUAGACAUGGCUACUGUAAACAUAACCCCAGAAAGAUGGUGAAGACCUGGGCUGAGAAGGAAAUGAGGAAUCUCAUUAGGAUUCACCAGUCUGGAAUUCUGUGUCCAGAGCCAGUGUUUCUCCGAAGUCACGUCCUUGUCAUGGACUUUAUAGGAACAGAUGGCUGGCCUGCUCCUCUGUUGAAAGACUGCGACAUCUCCGAUUCAAAGGCUCGUGAAUUGUAUCUCCAGUGUAUCCACAUGGUGCGAACACUGUAUCAUACGUGUAAACUUAUACACGCUGAUCUGAGCGAGUUCAAUAUGCUAUACCAUGAAGGGAACGUAUAUGUAAUCGAUGUAUCACAGUCAGUGGAGCAUGACCAUCCACACGCCCUAGAAUUCCUUCGAAAAGACUGCACCAAUAUUACAGAUUUCUUCAGGAAGAAGGGAGUAUGUACACUGACAAUGAAGGAGUUGUUUGACUUUGUCACUGAUGUGACUAUCACUGAUGAUAAUAUUGAUGCCUACCUGGAUCAUGUGAUGGAGGUGUCAGCCAAUCGCACACAGGAUGAUAUUACAGAACAGCAGAAGAUAGAUGAUCAGGUUUUCAAAAACGCCUUCAUACCAAGGACCUUAGAUGAAGUCAUUGACUUUGAACGUGAUUAUUCAAAGGCAAAGAUGGGGAAAACCGAUCAUAUUUUGUACCAGACAGUGACUGGUCUGAAGACUGAUUUAACAGGGGCCCAGCAGAAACCUGUGUUACUAGAGGAAACACCAGAUACAACAGAAACACAUGUUGAUGGAAAAGAGUCAGAAAAAAGUGUCAUCGAUUCAGAUGAGGAGGACAGCAGCAAUGUUAGUGACAAUGACAGUGAUGACAGUGAUGAUGAUGAAAAGAUGAAGAAAGCAGCAUUGUCUCACAGACCCAGGGAUGAAUCCCCAAACAGUAAAAAGGAACGAAAACAAAAAAUAAAAGAAGAACAGAGAGAGAAAAGGAAAAAUAAAAUCCCUAAGCAUGUUAAAAAGAAAAAAGAAAAGAUGGGUAGAAGUGGAAAGAAAAAUUAAGUAAUAAAAUACAUAAAAAUUUAUAUUGAUAUGAAAGAUUAAAAGAUUUUGACAGACACAAAUUAUUUGGUGAUCUUCGCAGCUAGGGAAAGUUAAAGGGUUUGAAAUAUUUAUUUUUCAAUCAUUAGUAAUAAAGAUGCAUAAAAACUAUUGAUUUGUCAUUAACAACAGAUAGUAGUGGUAUGAUGGUAUGUUUUUCCUCUUUUCUGUGUGUGAGUCUGGUAGAAUUCCAAGGCAUGUAUGUGUGGGUGUAAAAAUCAAAGAAAGUGAGGAAAAUAUAUCAUUAUCUUCACGAAAUGUAUUAAAAAUGUAUCAAGUGAA